This is a messenger RNA of Adineta steineri, 887 nucleotides long. The record is from the annotation of a GenBank genome assembly. NCBI's taxonomy places the organism in Eukaryota, Metazoa, Rotifera, Eurotatoria, Adinetida, Adinetidae.
UUUUUUUUUAUUAAGAUCCAAGUGUUAAUUGUGAAAUUUUACAUGAACAAACUGGUACACCUAUUGCACAAGUAUCACCAUUGAUCAUUGCUUGUUUCGAAGGUGAUAUUGAUAUUAUUAAAUUUUUUAUUGAACAUGGUGCUGAUCCAAAUCAAACCGAAAGUGAACAUCAUUUAACACCCAUUCAUGUGUUAUGUGAUGCUGAAUAUCAUGGACAAAGUUUACGACAAAAAGAUCGAGCUGAAUUAAUUCGUUUAUUAGUUAAACAUGGUGCACAAGUAAACCAUUUAGAUCGAAGUUCAAUGACACCUAUACACAAAGCUGUUAUUCAUGAUCGACCUGAAUGUGUUGAAGCUUUAAUGGAUUCACGUGCUGAUCCAAAUGUUGCAUUUAUGGGUGAUACACCAUUAAGUAUUGCAGCUCGACAUAAUCGAAAAAGAAUAGCUCAAAUUUUACUGAGUCAUAAAGAAACAAAUGUUAAUCAUCGUAAUGAUCAAGGUGGUACAGCACUUCAUUUUGCUAGUGCUGGUAUUGUCGAUAGUCCAGAAUGUGUUGAAUUAUUAUUACAACAUGGUGCUAAAGUUAAUUCACAUGAUUUAAAAAAUAAUACACCAUUAAUGGUUUCUUGUUUUUUUAAUAAACCAAGAAUUUUAGCAACUCUUAUUAAACAUUCGGCUGAUGUUACACCUCGAAAUAAUGAAGGAAAAGACGCAUAUGAUGUAGCUGUUGAGAAAGAAUUUGAUGAAUGCAGAGACAUUGUUGCUAAAGCACUUGAAAAACGUGGUAUUAAACCAGGUCAUAAGCAAUCAUCAUCAUCAUCACAUCAUUCAUCAUCAACUGAUAAAGUAUCUGAAGAUGUUGAAAAAUUAAAAAUUAGAAACAAAUAA